Daldinia caldariorum is the source of this 621-nucleotide messenger RNA. RefSeq names its product DNA polymerase delta, subunit 4-domain-containing protein. The coding region runs from base 1 to 621 and encodes 206 amino acids. Gene Ontology annotation, cellular component: delta DNA polymerase complex. The record is from RefSeq and is a predicted model, not a curated record. The transcript is spliced from 2 exons. Gene Ontology annotation, molecular function: DNA-directed DNA polymerase activity. Lineage: Eukaryota; Fungi; Ascomycota; Sordariomycetes; Xylariales; Hypoxylaceae. Gene Ontology annotation, biological process: DNA synthesis involved in DNA repair; DNA-templated DNA replication.
AUGGUCAAUACCAGACGUUCCAGCGGCGGCGGCAACCGCACCACCGCCGGCAGCAGACAAUCCACCCUGUCCUUCAACCACCGGGUCACCAAGUCCGUGCCGAAAGGGACCAAGGACCUGUCUUCCAAACCGGCAAAACAGAGUCCCUUGGUUGAGCAGGUUUCCUCUGCUUCGCCGGAACCUGGAGAGGAAGAGGUGACGAAGGACGAAUCUCAACAAGAAGCAGAAGCAGAAGAAGAAGAAGGAGAGCCCCUGGCCAAACUACCCGAGGUCCGCCAGCAGGAGAAGUCGGAAGCAGAGCUCCGCGCGGCCGGGAUCUCCGACCGCCAGAUCGACCAGUACUGGCGGAGACUCGAGCGCGAGCGCAUCGCCAAGAGGGUGCACCAGGAAGGCCUGACGUUGGCGGAGAAAGUGCUACGAUAUUGGGACGUCAGCUCGCAGUACGGGCCUUAUGUUGGCAUCACGCGCGUGAAGCGUUGGAAGCGCGCUGAUAAGCUGGGCUUGAACCCGCCGCUGGAAGUCCUUGCCGUGCUGCAGAAGGAGGAGGCUAAGGGUACCACGGGCUUUGAGAAGGCGCAAAUGGAUGAGAUUCUCAAUUCAACUGCUAUCACCGGCGCCUAA